AUGGCCAAACACUGCCACCACGUUGCGGAGGUCCUGAAACGCCUGAGGGAGUUCCAGCUCUUCCUCAAAGCCGAGAAAUGUUCCUUCCACCAACCCUCAGUGCAGUUCCUAGGUUACAACAUCAGCAGCAGUGGCAUCCAGAUGGAGGGGAAGGUAGACGCCAUAAAGUCAUGGCCCACUCCAUCAACAGUUAAGGAGCUCCAGAGAUUUCUAGGAUUCGCAAACUUUUACAGACUAUUCAUCCAAAGCUACAGCUCCAUUGUGCAUCCACUCACCGACCUACUCCGUAACAAGCCUAAGUCACUGUCCUGGUCUGCAGCGGCCGACGGGGCCUUCAACACCUUAAAAGAAGCCUUCACCAGCGCACCGCUCCUCAUUCAUCCGGACCCAGAGAAACCCUUCGUAGUGGAGGUGGAUGCUCUCGCAGCAGCAGGGGAAACCAGCUCGGCUCCAUCCAUGUGA
Messenger RNA from Siniperca chuatsi (mandarin fish), 462 nucleotides. RefSeq lists its product as uncharacterized. The coding region runs from base 1 to 462 and encodes 153 amino acids. Lineage: Eukaryota; Metazoa; Chordata; Actinopteri; Centrarchiformes; Sinipercidae. The transcript is spliced from 2 exons. The record is from RefSeq and is a predicted model, not a curated record.